This is a messenger RNA of Penaeus indicus, 4350 nucleotides long. RefSeq names its product kielin/chordin-like protein. Gene Ontology annotation, molecular function: protein binding; serine-type endopeptidase inhibitor activity. The record is from RefSeq and is a predicted model, not a curated record. The transcript is spliced from 26 exons. NCBI's taxonomy places the organism in Eukaryota, Metazoa, Arthropoda, Malacostraca, Decapoda, Penaeidae. The coding region runs from base 1 to 4038 and encodes 1345 amino acids.
AUGUGUUGGGUCGUGGGUAGAUUUGGCAACAAUGUUUCUCUGUUUUUGACGCAUGUAUCUGUUACGGCGGCGCGCAAACGAGGUGUGACUCUCCCCCCCCACUUCACCUGUGCCCCUGGAUCACGCUGGAAGGUUGAAUGCAAUACGUGCAGCUGUUCAGACACCGGCAUUGCAGCUUGCACUCUGAUGGCUUGUGUUGGUGAUUUCCAGCAGAGCGCCGAUGAAUCUGUUUGUGACGAAGGCUCGAGAUGGAAAAUUGACGACUGCAACUGGUGCAAGUGCAUCAGAGGCUCACCCGCGUGCAGCAGCAGACCUUGUGACAACCAUCAGCCGUUGGCGAGAGCAAACUCAGAUGAUGGCAUACCACCCGGGGGAGUCUGCACUCGAGGAUCCGCCUGGAAGACCGAUUGCAACUGGUGUACUUGCACCCGGGACGGCAAUGCAGUUUGCAAUCUGAAGGCGUGUCUGGACGAUUACGUUCAGGACCCGAUGGAGAAGCAGUGCGAAAACGGCUCGAAGUGGCUCGUGGAAUGCAACACCUGCGUGUGCGUCGACGAGAGGGCACGGUGUACGCGGAGGGCAUGCGGCAUUUCACGCGACACACCAGAACUGCCCCCUGAUGCUGUGUGCAAACCCGGAUCAACGUGGAAGGAAGACUGUAAUACGUGUAGAUGUUCAAGCACAGGGAAAGCUGUUGCGUGUACUAUGAAGGGGUGUGUUGGCACUGCAGAGGAUACCAGCGAACCUAAGUGUUCUCACGGAUCAAAAUGGAAGAGAGAUGAAUGCAACUGGUGUGACUGCAUUUACGGGGAAGUCAAUUGCACAGAGAGAGUGUGUGGCCACCCUACACUACGCGUGGGCCAGCCUGACGAAAAGGAGGAAACGUGUACCGAAGGCUCGAGAUGGAGAGUCGGCUGCAACUGGUGCACUUGCAGAAACGGCACAGGAGGAUGCACCAAGAGAGGAUGUCCUUCGGAUUACGACCAACGGACAGACGAGCCAGAAUGUGAAGGGAAUUCCGAGUGGAAGAAGGACUGCAACUGGUGCCACUGUGCUGAAGGCAGAGGAAUUUGCACAACGGCGUCUUGCUUUGAGAUCCCUACAGUGCAUUCUCAGCCAACAGUAACAGUGACCCGAGAAGAGGCUGAGUGCACUGAAGGAUCACGCUGGCUACGGUCUUGCAACUCCUGCCGUUGUAUUGAAGGGAAAGCAGCUUGUACAAAGAGAAUGUGCAUCCCAGAUUUUAAGCCCUCCCCAGAAGACCGUGUUUGUGAAGGCAAUUCCAGUUGGAGAGUUGACUGUAAUUGGUGUAAAUGCGCAGAUGGAAAAGCUGCUUGUACCAUCAAGGCUUGCGGAGUACAGCGACCCAGACCUCCGCCAGUGGCAGUAACAGUUACACGAGAGGAAGGAGCGACUUGCACUGAGGGAUCUCGUUGGCGUCUGGGCUGCAACUGGUGUCGUUGCAUCAAAGGCCAAGGCGCAUGCACUAAGAGAGGAUGCAUAGCUGAAGACGCUCCAACUCCCGAUGACCCUGUAUGCGAAGGAGAUUCGUCAUGGAAAGAUGACUGCAACUGGUGUAAUUGUGUAGAUGGAAAGGCAGUUUGCACUGAAAUGGCAUGUGUCCCAGAAGGUCGAAGCUUAGAUACUGCUGGCGUACAGGAAAACCCAGCUCCUAAACCCUGUGUUAAUGGAACUACAUGGUCUAAGGAUUGCAACAGAUGCUCCUGCAUCAAUGGAGUUGGCAGAUGCACUCGCCGCUUUUGCCGUCGCCCACCCGUGGAUCCCAUCUGUAAUCUGCCAGCAAUUAAUCCUGAAGUAGAGGUCUGUCGUGGAUUCGAGAGCUUGUGGACUUUUGACAGUUAUGAAGGAAGAUGUGUGGAAGUCGUAUAUGGAGGUUGUGGAGGAACAGAGAACUUGUUUGAGACGAAGGCAGCCUGCGAAGCAAAGUGCACCAGCCCCAGGCAAGGGUUGCUGCGAUCUGGAGGUAGCCAGGAUGAUAGAUGUAAACUGGGACUCGAUUCUGGGCCAUGCUUCGGCCUUUUCCAACGCUAUGGGUACAACUCCACCAGUGGUCGGUGUGAGCAGUUUGUGUUUGGGGGAUGUGCCGGAAAUGCCAACAACUUCGAAACAGCGCAGGAGUGCCAGGAUCGUUGCGGAGGAGGAGUGCCUGUGUCUGACUCAUCCUGUGACCGGACAAAAUGCCCUUGGAAGCGCUGGGCUCACUAUCUCGUCAAGAACUGCAUCCCACAGUACGAAAAUGGUGCCUGCUGUCCGACUAGCUUCUCUUGUCCUCCGUCAGACUCCAUUAUCCCAGAUCCAACGAAAUGCUACUACAGAGGUAACUUCUACAAUGAUGGUGAGAAUGUGCCUGUAGACGAUGUCUGUUCCGCUAGCUGUCGCUGCCUUGCCCGCUCCACUCCAGCUCAGAUUAACUGUGCCAGUAUUGAGUGCCCUAGCCUCUUCAGGCCUCCUCGCCCAGGGUGCCGUCUUCUCUAUUCUCCUGACAAGUGCUGCUCAACUGGCGAGGAGUGCCAGGACUCCGCAGCCCCGCCAGACUUAUCGACCCGUGCCGCUGGGUGCUCCUGGGGCAACAGAACCUACCAAAUUGGAGAUAAGAUGUAUUUGGAUGACUUCCCGUGCCAUUCAUGCAUUUGCACUCCAGAGUUCUCAAGUCCGACAGGUCCUGGAUGUUCAAAGAUUGACUGUGGAUUUGAAUUCAGAUACACCUCCAGGCUUGCAGAUGGCUGUGUGCCUAUUUUCUUUGAGGAGAAGUGUUGUCCCAUUGACUGGUUGUGCCCUGGAGACAGUCGUAUCACACCACCUGAUUCCCAACAGGAGCAUCAGAGAGUUUCCCCACAGAAAAAAGAGAAACAAUGCCAUUUAGGAGAGCUUUCUAUUAGCCAAGGUUCAAAACUCAACAUUGACAACUGCAGGAUUGACUGCAGAUGCACAACACCUCCUGAGCUCACCUGUGUUCAGUACAGGUCAUGUGAUUUAGCUGCAGAGUUCAUACAGCCAAAAGAUUGUCCUGAGGUAGACUGUCCACCAGCAUGCCAGACUAUAACUGAUGCUGCCACUAGGUGUCCAGUAUGCUCUUGCACUAAAAAUACUUUCUCCUGUGAAAAGAAGGAGUGCCCAAGUGGCUGUCGAACAGAUUUUGACAGCAAGACUGGUUGUCUUACUUGUGAAUGCCAAUGUCCUAAACACCCACACCCGUGUCCCAUGGACUGUGCAGUUCGAUAUGUUAAGGAUGAAACGACAGGGUGCGAGGUGUGCGAGUGUGAUCCCAAUAACCCUGGGAAUCCUUUUGCUCCUCCUCGUCUUUCUAACUGUCCCACCUACCCUCUAGGACGUCUGCCAUGCCCCCUAGAUUGUGAAGUUAGAAUAGUUGUAGAUGAAACUGGUUGUGAAAAAUGUGAAUGCGAUCCCAUUAACCCUUUGCGGCCCUCUGAUUGUCCCAAAGACUACACUGGACGAGCUCCAUGCCCCAUGGAUUGUGCCAUUCGGUAUUUCACUGACCCUGAAACAGGCUGUGAGAAGUGUGACUGUGAUCCUGCACAUCCUGGUCAUCCAUUUGGUCCUCAUAUUCCUCCCCCACGUUCAAAUUGCCCCAAAGGUCCAUCUGGAAAACCCCCAUGCCCCAUGGAUUGUGCCGUUCGGUAUGUCACUGACCCUGAAACAGGCUGUGAGCUCUGUGAAUGUGACCCUGCAAAUCCUGGUCAUCCAUUUGGUCCUCCCCCACGUUCAAAUUGCCCAGUAGAUCCUGCUGGAGAUCCCCCAUGCCCCAUGGACUGUGCCAUUCGGUAUGUCACUGACCCUGAAACAGGUUGUGUUAGGUGUGAAUGUAACCCCGAUAGGCCUGGACACCCAUUUGGUCCCCAUAUCCAGUCAAAACGCACUCUGUGUCCUCGUGACCACACUGGUAAACCACCAUGCCCUAUGGAUUGUGCAAUUCGUAUAGUGGUAGAUGAACAAACUGGCUGCGAGAGGUGCAUAUGUGACCCUGAUAACCCAGGCAAUCCCUUUGGACCUUAUUGAUUCCAAGGGCAAGAUUUUCUUUUCAAAAGGGAACCCUGAGUGGUUAUCCGUUUUAGCCUUUUGAUGAUUGCCCGACUGUCCUGGCCUUUUUACUUUUUUUUUUUUAUUUUACUCUAUUAUAUAGUUAAAUCAAAGCCAUUUAUGAUUUUCCUUGGUAGGAACUAAUCUCAAGUUUUGAUCAGCAGUAAACUAGGAGAGUAUAAUUCAACAGUAGUUUUAUAUAAAAUCCUGUUACAAAAUUUAGUGUCAGUUAAUAUUUCCACCAAAACUGAAAUUAAAAUGUGCAAAUAAAAAUAGGAAUGAAUAAUGAAA